UGGGAUCGUCUGGGCCAGAAUAUCUGCGGGGCUAAACGAAGACCACGUUUUUGCUGGGCUGGAAUAAUUACCUCGCCUUCGCCGGGGCUGCCCAAAUCCAGACCUAUAUCCUUCCGGUGACUCCGCACCUCGCCUCUCCGCCCCGUCUCAUUUUCGGCGGGCCCGACCUCACCGCCGCCGCCACCGGCCAUGGAGUUCAUCGACGACGACUGGGACUCCCAGCCGCGCGCGCGCGUCGUCCAUUCCCGCGCCAACGCCGUCGCCAACUCCACCUCCGCCGCCACGGCUAACCCCGCGUCGCGCUCCCUCCCCCACACCGCCGCCUGCGCAGCAUCAGCCGUGCUCCUCCUCGCCGGCGCCUACUCCCUCGGCGCGGCCUACCAGGUCUUCUCCUCCCUCCUCAUCUGGAUCGCAUUCUCCCUGCUCCUCGCCCCUUUCGCGCCCCCCUCCGCCACCGGCGGCGACAUCUCCGUCGGCCGCGGCAGCCUACUCCCCGACCAGGAACCGUCCGAGGAGCCCACCCCGGACCCCGUCGCACCAUCCCGCCGGGGUCGCCGCCAGAACGCGGCCCCGCCGCCCCCGAAGUCGUCAGAUCCGAUCGCUCCUCCCACCCAGAUGCGUGCGGCGCGGCAGGAGGCGGCUGCUGUCCUGAACGCUGGGGAGAGGGAGGAGGAUGUUGGCGAGUGGACCGACCAAGAAAUGGAGCUUCUCCGGCGGCAGAUGCUGAAGCACCCGGCUGGGGAGCCCCAGCGCUGGGAGAAGAUCGCCUCCGUGUUCGGCGGCCGCCGCACGCCGGAGAGCGUCAUCCGCGCGGCGAAGUCAGGCGCCACCGCAGCAGCAGGGGGCUCAUUCGAGCAGUUCCUGCGCAAGCGCAAGCCGCUCGACCCGAGGGCUGAGGCGGCAGAUGCCGACGCAGGUGGCAAUGCCGGAGGAGGGGAUGGUGGCGACGGUGGUUGGAGUGCCAGUGAUGACCGUGCUCUGCUUAACGCACUCAAGGAGUUCCCCAAGGACACAGCAAUGAGGUGGGAGAAGGUGGCUGCGGCGGUGCCUGGGAAGACCAAGGCCGGGUGCAUGAAGAGGGUCACUGGGCUCAAGCGUGACUUCCGGAGCAGCAAGGCGCCGUCAGAAGCUUGAAUGCUUCCUUCCUUGGCUGCAACUAUAUUUCUCAGAGGGUAGACUGAUAUACUCCUGCAUUGUUGAACUUAUCGAUGAAGAUGUCAAAUGCUGUCCUUCCUAGCAAACUAUUGUAGCUCAGUAUUCUGGAUCAAGGAGAGAAUGAUCUGCUUCCCACGUGAGGUUGAAUGCCAAGUGUUGCGUUUGGUGGUUCUCGCCUUCUAAAAUUACCGUAAUGGCUGUCCUCCCAGCGCACGCAGGCAGAGUUUUUUUUUUUUUUUGUCCUGUAACUAAUAAGCAUAGUUUUGGAGUCCUGGAACUUGGGACUGACUUGUUUGCUGUUGGAUUGCUGAAACUAAGGCCCUGACUUGUUUGCUGCUGGAUUGCUGGAACUGGGGCCCCCUUUGAUUCAAUCACAUUCUUCAGAUUUUCCCAUAAGGGAUUUGUCUGAUUUGUAUUUAAUUCAAAAUGAUGUUCUCCUGGAGUUUCAUUGACAAGUUUGACAUCCA
Messenger RNA from Lolium perenne, 1622 nucleotides. RefSeq names its product transcription factor MAMYB. Gene Ontology annotation, cellular component: cytosol. The record is from RefSeq and is a predicted model, not a curated record. Gene Ontology annotation, molecular function: Hsp70 protein binding; ribosome binding. NCBI's taxonomy places the organism in Eukaryota, Viridiplantae, Streptophyta, Magnoliopsida, Poales, Poaceae. Gene Ontology annotation, biological process: regulation of translational fidelity; 'de novo' cotranslational protein folding.